AUGGCUAACACGCAACUGAGUGAGAGUACCAUAACCGUGGGUGGACAGACUCUGUUCUACAGGCAGGCCAAGCCAGCUCAGCCGACCCCUCGUCUCUCUGUCUUGCUGCUGCAUGGCAUUCGUUUUUCAUCAGAGACUUGGCUCAACCUGCAGACCUUGUCUAAACUGGCCGAAGCUGGAUACCGUGCUGUAGCUAUUGACCUACCAGGUCUGGGUAAUUCCAAAGAGGCUACUGCUCCAGCUCCCGUUGGAGAGCCAGCACCCGGCAGUUUCUUGAAGUCCGUAUUCGAGGCCCUUCAGUUAGACCAGGCUGUGGUCAUCAGCCCGUCUCUCAGUGGGAUGUACUCGCUUCCAUUCCUCUUCCAGCACAAUGAGCUGCUGAAGGCCUACAUCCCGGUGGCACCCAUCUGCACGGAGAAGUUCCCAGCCACACAGUAUGCUGGUGUCAAAACACCAACACUUAUCGUGUAUGGGGACCAAGAUGUCCAGCUGGGAGAGGUCAGCCUGAACAACCUGAAGAACUUACCCAACCACAAGGUGAUGCUGAUGGAAGGGGCAGGCCAUGCCUGUUACCUUGACAAGCCAGACGAGUGGCACCUUGGUCUGCUAAACUUCCUAGAGAGCUUGGAGUGAAGAAUAAACUGGCUCUGCGUCCUCUGGGCCAUCAUCGGUCACUUCCACAUCUGUCUCUUUGGGGCAUGCUUCCAGAUGAUCGGGACCACU
Messenger RNA from Euleptes europaea (tarantolino), 723 nucleotides. RefSeq names its product putative protein-lysine deacylase ABHD14B. Gene Ontology annotation, cellular component: cytoplasm. Lineage: Eukaryota; Metazoa; Chordata; Lepidosauria; Squamata; Sphaerodactylidae. The record is from RefSeq and is a predicted model, not a curated record. The transcript has 3 exons. The coding region runs from base 1 to 633 and encodes 210 amino acids.